Molecule: messenger RNA, 1600 nt
Organism: Humulus lupulus (European hop)
Lineage: Eukaryota; Viridiplantae; Streptophyta; Magnoliopsida; Rosales; Cannabaceae
Product: E3 ubiquitin-protein ligase PUB23-like
Exons: 1
Coding region: 115-1374 (419 amino acids)
Biological process (GO): protein ubiquitination
Molecular function (GO): ubiquitin protein ligase activity
Source: RefSeq, a predicted model, not a curated record
UAUAUCUUUUAGCAUUUGAAGCCAUCUUUUUUAGCUCUCUCUUUAGUACUAUAUAAAUAUACAUACCUUGAUUUUGUUAUUUUGAUCAAGUAGUAAUUAAUCUACGAACCAAUAAUGGAGGAAGUUGAAGUUCCAUUGGAUUUUCUUUGCCCCAUUUCAUUCCAACUCAUGAGAGAUCCAGUCACCGUCUCAACAGGGAUCACCUACGAUCGAGAAAGCAUCGAGCGUUGGCUAUUCUCAUGCAAGAAUUACACUUGCCCUGUAACCAAACAGCCUCUGCUUAAUAAACUCACCGCCACAACUAAUGAUGAAGAUCAAGAUCACCUCCUUCUACUCACUCCCAACCACACUCUCCGCCGUCUCAUCCAAGCUUGGUGCACUCUCAACGCUUCAUACGGCAUCGAACGCAUUCCAACGCCCAAGCCUCCUAUCGACAAAUUGCAAGUCCUUAAACUCCUCAGCGAAGCCAAGAAUCACCCCAACUCUCAGCUCAAAUGCCUCCAAAAUCUCAAAGCCAUUGCCUCUCAGAGUGAAAGGAACAAGAGGUGUUUAGAGGCCGCCGGGACGGUGCAAUUCUUAGCUUUCUUAGUAAAGAAUCGGAGCGAUUCAGUGGCGAUAACCGAAGCCGCCGUUGAUCUUCUUUUCCUUCUUGUAAUCAAAAGCUCCGACGCCGGGUUGAAAAAACUGGUGGCCAACGACAGUUCUACGGACAUAGUUGAUUCAUUGGUGAGUGUUUUGAAAUGUGGGAACUACCAGUCCAGAGCUAAUGCAACAGUUUUACUCAAGUCCAUUCUUGAUUUGGCUGAUCCGAUCCGGAUAAUGAGCAUCGGAUCCGAACUAUUCAAGGAGGUUGUCAGCGUUCUAAGAGAUCAGAUAUCACAACAGGCGUCCAAGGCCAGUUUGAAGCUCCUAAUGGAGAUCUGUCCAUGGGGUAGGAACCGGAUCAAGGCGGUGGAAGGCGGCGUGGUUUCGGUCUUGAUCGAGAUGCUUCUUGACACACCGGAGAAGCGCGUUUGCGAGCUGACGCUUGUGGUUCUGGACCAGCUUUGCAGCUGCGCCGAGGGCAGGGCGGAGCUGUUGCGGCACGGAGCAGGGAUCGCCGUGGUGUCGAAGAAGAUCCUUAGGGUUUCGCACGUGGCGAGUGACCGUGCAGUGAGAAUACUGUCGUCGGUUUGUAGAUUCUCGGCUACUUCUAGGGUUCUUCAAGAGAUGCUUCAAGUCGGCAUUGUGGCGAAGUUGUGCUUGGUUUUACAGGUCGAAAGUAGUUUGAAGACAAAGGAGAAGGCUAAAGAGAUUCUGAAGUUGCAUUCUAGGGUUUGGAAGAGUUCUAAGUGUAUUCCUUCUAACUUGUUGUCUUCUUAUCCAUCUUCGUGACAACAUUCUUUUUUGUUUUUGUAUUUUUGGUUAUACCUAUUUAUUUUUGUGUAUAUAGACUAGAAAACAUGGGAGGCGUAAGCAUGAAACGAGUAUCGAUGGAUCUGUUGAAUUUUUCUAUUUCAUAUUAAUGUAGUUUUUUUGGAAGGAUUUUAGGUCAUAGUUGACACUUUGCAGAAAAUGGCAUGUAAUAACAGCUUUAAAAAAGUUUCUGAGGUAACGCACU